Messenger RNA from Rhinocladiella mackenziei CBS 650.93, 771 nucleotides. RefSeq lists its product as uncharacterized. The transcript has a single exon. Bases 1 to 771 code for a protein of 256 amino acids. The record is from RefSeq and is a predicted model, not a curated record. NCBI's taxonomy places the organism in Eukaryota, Fungi, Ascomycota, Eurotiomycetes, Chaetothyriales, Herpotrichiellaceae.
AUGUCUCUCGCGCGAGCAUUUACUAGGCGUAACAAGCGCAGUGUGGAUCACCAAACUCCCGUUCGUGGUACAAGUGUCAAAUACCUUCCUGGAACCAUCAAUCGCAGUCUCAUUUCUCUACCGACUGAAUUGAUCUCGACAACCAAUGUCCAGGCCUUGACUGCUCCCGACAUUCGAAGUUCUUCAAGUUCUUCGACAGGUUCGGUCUCAUCCGGCAAUGAUUCUGACUUCUCGACUAUCGACCGAAGUUUUCUCACCAACACCGGCACAGACACUUCGUCAAUUGAUAGCAGUGGUCCCGCGACUCCUGUGACACCUGCAACGGAUGAGAACAAAUCGUUUUUUGAUGUGAAGCAAUCUGUUCCUGCUCUCCCUGUGAUUACUUCACCCACCGCUUCUGAGACACCUGCUAUUCCAAAACGUGCUCUGUCUCAUUCCAAGAAGGCACAUGUGGAAUUGUCGAGGAAACGUUCGAUCCAAAGAAUGUCACCCCCACCCACCGCAAUUGUCAAGCCCAUUCUUCGAAGCAGUGCUGACAUUUUGAAUGUCUCAAGCAAUCCCAACCAUCCUUUUGGUAAGGAAUUAGCACAAGUCAGCGAGAUGGCAGAAGAGUUUGGCGCUACCGCAAGAUUACUGGAUGAAGAGGAACAAGAAAUUCUCAGCAAGGGACUAUACAAAUUCGGAGUGGAAGAUUAUCUGGAUGAAAUUGCCGACUUGUAUGGUGGCAUCUUUGAAGACAAACUCGGAUCAAUGGCAAAACCGUGGAUCUGA